CGCCGGAGGGCCAGCGGAGAGGAGCAGGAGAAGCAAGGUUGGUCUCACAAAAGAGAUCUCUGUCUAACAGUUGUCUUCUUUAUGUGUGAUCGUGCUUUGAGAAACUGUGUUUUGCAGGAUACGAUCUCAGGGACAGUUUAAGUGCCAGGUCGAGUUAGGGCGACGGACCUGACACGCCCACAGUCAGUGUAUUUGAUUGGCUGAGUUGUUUCGCUUUGAGGGGAAAAUAUAUAAAAGGUUACAAACUGAAUCUGCUUGUGGAGCUGUGUUUAUGAGCAGUUUGUUGUCUGUCGGAAAUCUGAGCGUCUGGUUGCAGCGCUGCGUUCCCCAUCACCCACAGAGAGUUUGAUUCGUACAGCUUCUUUAUCCAACACGAAAAGCUGAAGAUGGGAAAAAUUAACAACGUCCUCACGUGCAUCUUCAUCAUCUUCAAUUCAGUGUUUGCUGGCUUUGGAUGUCUGCUGAUAUAUGGGCUGAUUAAGCUUGGUAUCAAUGGAAACCAGUUGUCUGGUAUGGGAGGGCCAAGCAUCAACUGGGUUUGGUUGUUUGCCAUCAGUAUCCUCGGGAUCUCCAUCCUGGGAAUCUGCGCUGGACGCUUCGAGAAUUCUGUCGCCCUCAAAGUGUUUGCAGGUUUCAUGGUGGUUGGGAUGAUCAUCAUGCUGGUCUUUGGAAUCAUUAUCGUUGAUGCCAAGAACAAGAUCAAUGCUGCCUUUGAAGACCCUGAAACUUUGAAGACUAUGAUGCAGGACAAAACCAUCACAUCCAUGCUCAAAACUGUUCAGGAACAUGGUCAGUGUUGUGGGCUGGCGAGUGCCGAGGACUGGAGGGACGUCAUCCCUGACUCCUGUGCCUGCACGGAAUAUACAUACAGAGUUUAUGGAGGAGCCGACUGUACAUCCAGACCUUGGGGAACCUUGGGCCCAUCUCGGAUCUAUCAAAAGUCCUGCCGUGAAUUCAUCUUGAGCUUAAUUGACUCAAUCUGUCAAGUCUCCAUGGGCCUGUGUUUUGGCCUCGUAGUCUUUGCGCUGCUGGGCCUGCUGAUGUCCAUCCUGAUGAUCUGUCAAAUCGUCCGUCACAAUGACGCCGGAGGUCCACCGAUCAUCAUGAAGGGCUACUGAGCCACAGCCUUGACCCCUGACCUUUAACGUCUGCACUGUAACAAGCCGGCUCCGGCUGUGUGUGUGUGUGUGUGGGUGUGGGUGGGGGGAUGUGUUGUGUUUUAAUGUGAAAGUUUUAUUUCCACCAAGUUAAAAAAAACAAACAAACAAACAAAAUGCCCACAGAAAAAGAGAUGGCGAAACAUUCUAUUAUUGUAUUAAAAUCUGAAUUAAUGAGUAGAAAUUAUGACAAAUUUGGAAUUUUAAGUCAAAAGUGAGACCCCCCCCCCCCCACUGUUUUGAACAUAAUUAUGUUCAAAAUGAUUACUAAUAUAUUACAAGAUGUGAGAAUUUGUGAGUGAUAACGUCAUCCUGUUUAAUAAAUCUGUUUUUUAAAAAGUUGAUUUUGUUACUUUGAAAUUUUCACAUUUGUUUUACUGAUGUUUGUUUGUUUGUUUUCAGUUUUAUUAAUCAGAGGAUGAAAUCGGAAUCAGAGUUUUCUCUGAAAAUAGCACUCAUGUGAUUUAGGCACAAGGAACCUCAGAUUCAGCUCUUAAAAAAUGUUUUGUUUUUUUUUACACAAAGUGUCAAAGCAGUUUGUUAUAAUAAAGUAUUGCUAUAAAGUGACACAUUUUCUGGUCCGAAACAUAAUUUUUGCACAUUUUAAGCUGAAGGAUGAAAAACCUCACAUUAAAAGCAGUUUUAUUUACAGAUAAAUGAAACGACUGAUUUUGUUGAAAUGUUGUGAUCGACAUGUGACAUCACCAGAGAAUGUCAAAAUUAUUAUUUUUUCAGUCUUCCAGGAAAAAAAAAAAAACAACCUGAACAGUCAUUCUUAUAUAAACUGA
This is a messenger RNA of Thalassophryne amazonica, 1945 nucleotides long. RefSeq names its product tetraspanin-8-like. NCBI's taxonomy places the organism in Eukaryota, Metazoa, Chordata, Actinopteri, Batrachoidiformes, Batrachoididae. The transcript is spliced from 9 exons. The record is from RefSeq and is a predicted model, not a curated record. Gene Ontology annotation, cellular component: membrane. Bases 387 to 1118 code for a protein of 243 amino acids.